Hypomesus transpacificus is the source of this 2310-nucleotide messenger RNA. RefSeq names its product desmin-like. Bases 87 to 1493 code for a protein of 468 amino acids. Lineage: Eukaryota; Metazoa; Chordata; Actinopteri; Osmeriformes; Osmeridae. The transcript has 9 exons. The record is from RefSeq and is a predicted model, not a curated record. Gene Ontology annotation, biological process: skeletal muscle organ development. Gene Ontology annotation, cellular component: sarcolemma; intermediate filament; cell-cell junction.
UGGUCGACAGCCCCUCAUUUCAGUCCCCUCGCCGCUCCAGACAGAUCGCCUUCCGCUCCGAGACCCGCCCACGGAACCCCUCCACCAUGAGUAAGAGUUACUCCGCGUCCUCCUCGGCCCAGACCGCCUCCUCCUACCGCCGCACCUUCGGCUCCGGCGUGGGCGCCUCUCCCAUGACCUCCUCCAUGUUCUCGGGCGGCCGGGGCUCCGCCUCCUCCAACAUGUCCUCCAGGACCUACGAGCUCAGCAAGGGGGGCCAUGGGGGCUUCUCCAGCCUGCGAUCCUCCUACAGCGGCGGCGGCGGCGGCGGCGGCUCGGCCGUGCGGCGCUCCUACGCCGGCAUGGGCGAGAAGCUGGACUUCAACCUGGCCGACGCCAUGAACCAGGACUUCCUGAACACGCGGACCAACGAGAAGGCGGAACUGCAGCACCUGAACGACCGCUUCGCCAGCUACAUCGAGAAGGUGCGCUUCCUGGAGCAGCAGAACGCCACGCUGGUGGUGGAGAUCGAGCGGCUGCGCGGCCGCGAGCCCACGCGUGUGGCCGAGAUGUACGAGGAGGAGAUGAGGGAGCUGCGGAGGCAGGUGGAGACCAUGUCCAAUCAGAGGGCCCGCGUGGAGGUGGAGCGGGACAACUUGGCCGACGACCUGAACAAGCUGAAGCUCAGACUGCAGGAGGAGAUCCACCAGAAGGAAGAGGCUGAGAACAAUCUGUCUGCCUUCAGAGCAGAUGUGGACAACGCCACUCUGGCCAGGCUGGACCUGGAAAGACGCAUCGAGAGCCUCCAGGAGGAGAUUGCCUUCCUCAAGAAGAUCCACGAGGAGGAGAUCCACGAGCUGCAGUCCCAGAUGCAGGAGACCCAGGUCCAGGUCCAGAUGGACAUGUCCAAGCCCGACCUGACCGCGGCCCUCAGGGACAUCCGCACGCAGUACGAAGGCAUCGCCGCCAAAAACAUAGCAGAGGCUGAGGAAUGGUACAAGUCUAAGGUUUCAGACCUGAGCCAGGCAGUGAACAAGAACAACGAUGCCCUGAGACAGUCUAAGCAGGAGAGCAUGGAGUUCAGACACCAGAUCCAGUCCUACACCUGCGAGAUCGACUCCCUCAAGGGAACCAACGAGUCCCUGCUGAGACAGAUGCGUGAGAUGGAGGACCGCAUGGGCAACGAGAACGGAGGCUUCCAGGACACCAUCACCCGCCUGGAGGGAGAGAUCGCCAAGAUGAAGGACGAGAUGGCCCGCCACCUCAGGGAGUACCAGGACCUGCUCAACGUCAAGAUGGCCCUGGACAUCGAGAUCGCCACCUACAGGAAGCUGCUGGAAGGGGAGGAGAGCAGGAUCACUACCACCACCACCAAGACUGCCCCGUCAGGCUAUGCCUCCAUCAGAGGAGACUACAGAGAGACCAGCCCAGAGCAACAGCGCUCUGGUGAGUCGUUCUCCAAGAAGACAGUCGUGAUCAAGACCAUCGAGACCCGUGAUGGAGAGAUGAGCUAGCCGCUGGGUGAAGGAGCGGAGGGGGAAAGUUCAGAGUGUAAAUCUGGUCCCUACGGCGCCCCCAGCACACCCUCCCCCCCGCCCACAACACAACCCUGACCCCCGGGAACCUGGAUAGAGAGAACAGUACACCCGUUGAAGCACAGCUCCCCCCAGCCCUGUCCUGAAGAGUCUGCCCGUCUGCCUGUCUGUCUGUCUGUCUGCCUGUCUGACUGCCUCCUCUCUCUGUCUCCCCUAUCCUGUCUCCCUCUUCCUCUCCAUCCUCACCUUAGGUGGUGAGUGAAUCCACACAGCACCAGCAGGACAUCAUGUAAACAGGGAGAGGACACAGACAACCGCGCGACAACGUUUUCGAAAAGACACGGACGAUUCUAGCAACACACCAGCAGGGCUUGUUUGCCAAAAGUCCUCUCUGGUGAACAAGAGUGUGACGGUCUGACACAACUGGGCAGCAUGUUUGUAACAUGUUUAUAACACGUUUUAUAGCAUGGUUAUGACUCACUAUGUACUGCUGAUAUCAGAAGGGAUGACCUUUCACCACAUGUGCAGGAAUGAAGGAUGAAGGUGGAGAGAGAGAGAGAGAGAGAGAGAGAGAGAGAGCGCCUGUAAUGAUGAGAGGAGGAGAGGGAGGGAACUAGAAGGGGACGCAGUAAAGUCAUUAGUUAAAGCUCUGGAGUGUAAAAGUUUUCAGUUUGUGUGAAUGUAUGUGUGUGUGUGUGUUUGUAUGAGUGUGUGUGUUUGUGUUUAUGUACAUGUCUAUGGUGUGGGUCUCUCUGAACACCAACAUUCUUAAAUAAAGAUACAUGAAGAAAAAAAA